Stylonychia lemnae is the source of this 915-nucleotide messenger RNA. The record is from the annotation of a GenBank genome assembly. NCBI's taxonomy places the organism in Eukaryota, Ciliophora, Spirotrichea, Sporadotrichida, Oxytrichidae.
AUGGCAUUUAUUAAUCUCUCAUUUAUUGAUUAGAAGUUGAAUAUUCAGCCCAAUGAAGAUUAAGCCAAGAUAUCUAAAUAAAGGGCAAAGUCUGAGAAGAAGAGUGUUUAAGUGGAUGAGGAAGAAAAAAGUGCUAUACAAACAGUAGCCAACACUGUUGACACUAACCAUCAAAAAUAAAAUCAACUAUCAUCAGCAUUAAACGGAGGGGACUGUCUUAAUUCCUAUGAAAGUUUUGUCGGUGAGCUAGGUGAUUGGUAAGACUGUCUAGGAGACUAUCUAAAAACACCAGCUUUUAAACAGGUAUAUCAGUUUGUGAAGGGUGAGUAUGAGACCAGUAAGAAGCCGAUCUACCCGCCAAAAGAGUUGAUUUUCAAUGCUUUCAAGCAUGUACAGUUCAAAGACUUGAAGGUAGUCCUGGUAGGCUAAGAUCCAUACAUUAAACCUGGAGAAGCAAUGGGUCUUUGCUUCUCUAUUCCUAAAGGUGUUAAGGUCCCACCAAGUCUCAAGAACAUAUACAAAGCUCUUGAGAAUGACCCUAAAGUUCAAUUCAAGACUCCUAGUCCUAUUCAUGGAGAUCUUAGCGCAUGGGCAAGUUAGGGAGUAUUAAUGUUGAAUGCUAUUUUGACAGUGCAAGAAGGAGUAUCAAACUCGCAUCAAAAGAAAGGCUGGGAGUAGUUCACUGAUGCAGUAAUCCAAGGAAUUAACAAUAGGCACAGUGGUGUUGUAUUCAUGCUUUGGGGUGGCAAGGCUCAGGAAAAAGCAGGCAAAGUUAACAGGCAAAAGCAUUGUGUGCUGGAGUACAGUCACCCAUCACCACUUGCUGGUAAAGGCUUCGGAGACUGCAAGAAUUUCUCUCAAGCGAAUGAAUUUUUAGUCUCAAAGGGAUUACAACCCAUUAAUUGGCAGAAUUGA